AUGAAUCCGGCGUGCCACCAGCUACUACGUGAAUGUGUGGGCUGGUCCCAGAGAGUGUCAGGUCACCGCUGUGACCCGUGCCUUUUCAGAGACGCCACAGAAGUCUUGAAAGAACAGUGGUGUCACCAGGGUAUGAGCUACUCGUCGAAGCUCGAAGCCGGGAGGCAUGCAUAUCUGAACACAUGCAGCCCCUGCGUUUUUCAUGGGCGUGACUGUUCUACUCAGAAGAUGGUCACAUUCGAUGUUUCAGGCUUGCCCUGCCCAGACAUGAGCCAAGCUGGGAAGAGGCAGAAACGGGCGGGGCCCACGAACUCAGUGUACAUUGCCCAUGGCCGUUGGACUACUGAGCUGGAAACACCCUUGCUCUUGGUGGAGUGCACCAAAGAGCUGGACAUGGGUAUGCUGGAGGACACACAUCCCGACCACGACUUCUAUCAGUUGUUCUCAGAGCCCAGCAAUGUGGGGUUCUGUGGGGUGGCCCGGUACCGCACGUGGGUCAUUGGGGCCCAUCGCAAGCGCACGGUAUCGCUGUUCGACCCUUUCAUGCUACAGGACAUGCUGACGACAGCCUUUCAGCACAAUGUGAAGGCAGAGGUCCAGGACUUUCUGGUGGCAUCUACUGCCGAGAUUCACCUGGAGGCAAGUGUGCGAGCAUUGCAUCGACGAGUUCCCUACCGGGUUGGAGGCGAGAAAGACUUGCAGUACCUGCUGAGUCCGAGGGAGGAAACAUGUAGGCAGAAGCUGGAUGCGAAGUUCUUGCAGAAGUAUGGCAUGCUUCCAGGCGAGCACAGCAGUUUGGUGUACUACCUCGGCGACUCUGCCGAAUACUGCACAUGGUCAGCAUCCUCCCAGAAGAUCCCGACCUACCGUGUGAAUGCAAAAAAUGCACUCUACUGGCUGCCGAAACAGAAGCGGUGGCUGACGGCCAAAGAGCGGCUGUGUUCGAUGGGCUUUCCAUGCACGAACGAGAUUGCAGGAGCAAUGCAGGUGCCACUGUUGGGUGCCACAGACAUUCAGCGAGCAGCAGACCUUUGUGGCAACAGCAUGCACUUCACGACUUGUGGCAUAAUGCAGCUGAUAGCGCUGAGUUGCUUUGGUCCGAAGCAGUCAGGUUUGGGUGGCAGUGAGUCACUUUUCUGA
This is a messenger RNA of Symbiodinium sp. CCMP2456, 1140 nucleotides long. The record is from the annotation of a GenBank genome assembly. NCBI's taxonomy places the organism in Eukaryota, Dinophyceae, Suessiales, Symbiodiniaceae.